This is a messenger RNA of Talaromyces atroroseus, 558 nucleotides long. RefSeq lists its product as hypothetical. The record is from RefSeq and is a predicted model, not a curated record. Lineage: Eukaryota; Fungi; Ascomycota; Eurotiomycetes; Eurotiales; Trichocomaceae. The transcript has 2 exons. Bases 1 to 558 code for a protein of 185 amino acids.
AUGGACCCAGAAGUGAAGCCCGGCACCCUCCUCACGGGGUUCCAAAUCCUUUGUUCUCCUCUCCCCGAACUCCUUUCUCGGACAGGCUUUCAAACAUCUUCAACGGCUUACCAUAGGAUGUAUUACAAUGGACCAUUAGCUCUAUGGCCCAUCGAAUCCGAGGCUCGCGAAAUCGUCUCUAGAAAGAAUUUGAACACAGACCAUUUGUCCGCCAGCGUGCGAGAUGUAUCAAAGCACCCUUGCUUUAUUGACUGUGAGCAUGCUCUCUGUGACGACGAACUCUCUGCCUGCAACGACAGUGUCGAUGACCCCGGCGAUGGCGAUAGCGAUGACAGUACUUCCGAUGAUGACUCGGAUGAUGACCACGAUGAUAGCGCACAUGUACCCAAAGCUUCCACGGCCCGGAUUCCAGCGCUCAAUGUUCGCAAUACGUGGUCAUCUCGUUUAGGAACAAAUGAUCUGAAGAAGCCCUCUGGCCUGAUGGAUAGAUUCAAAGCAAUCACGGCUCCGAGUCCAGGCGCGGAUCGUUCCGAUCCAGUGGCGCCACUCACCGUUUGA